Closterium sp. NIES-65 is the source of this 1437-nucleotide messenger RNA. NCBI's taxonomy places the organism in Eukaryota, Viridiplantae, Streptophyta, Zygnematophyceae, Desmidiales, Closteriaceae. The record is from the annotation of a GenBank genome assembly.
AUGAUCUACACGACCAUUGACUCCUUCUAUCUGACCAAGGACCAGAUAGAUGACUCGCCGUCGCGCAAGGAAGGAGUGGACAAGGAAACGGAGUAUGUCCUCCGUGUAUACGGCUGCGAGCUUAUUCAGGAGUCCGGAAUUCUCUUAAAACUCUGCGUGUGGCUCGCGUCGAAGCUGGAGGAGAAUCCUCGGCGGAUUCGUGACGUGCUCAACGUCUUCCACCGGAUUAACUUAAGGCGUGACAACCUCCCGUUAGUUCCCCUAGAGCAGUUCUCAAAGGCUAAUAGAAUUACACUUACUGUACUCCUUCAGAACUAUGAGGACUUGCGCACGGAGCUGAUACGAACGGAAAGACACAUUCUGAAGGAGAUGGGGUUCAUCUGCCACGUGGAGCAUCCCCACAAGUUCAUUUUCAACUACCUGCGACAGCUCGACGUGCUCGAUGAUGCUGUCAAGCACGAGGCCUGGAACCUCGCCAAUGACAGUUUGCGGACGGUGCUGUGUGUGCGGUUCAAGAGCGAGGUUGUGGCAUGUGGGGUGAUCUACGCAGCAACGAGGCGGGCUCGCAUACCACUGCCAGAGAACCCGCCCUGGUGGCUGGCGUUCGACGCGUCAAAGGAGGGCAUUGACGAGGUGUGCAGGGCGCUGGCGGAGUUGUACAGGCGGCCCAAGGCGCAGUACAUUGAGGUUGCCAAGGGCAAGGACACCAAACCGUUUGUGCUCACCACGAGAGGAUGGGAGCCGCCUCCUGAUCCCCAGCCAAGCUCUGGGGAUGAUCCAGCAGCAGAGGCGGGCAAAAGGCGAGAGUCUCCACGGAAAGUGGUCAAGCGAUCCACUAGCCCCGACAGUGACCGUGGUGUGCAGGGCCAGCCUGGCAAGCGGAGGAGAAACAUGAGAGACACAGGAGAUGGUGGGGAUCCAGACCGCACAGAGAAGGACGAGUCGGAGUCAGAUGGAGAGAAAACGUUGGUGAGCAAGAGAAGGGAGAAAGAGCUGGCACUGAAAGAGAUGAAGCUGAGGGAGCAGCUGAAGCGAGACCUGGAGAAGAAAAAGGGAGCGCAGCGGUUGGGGAUUGGGAAAGCAGGCAUGGACGGUAAGGAGAAAGAGCGGCAGCAGGAUAUGGAGGGUGGGAGGGAGAAAGAGAGGGACAGGGAGCGGGAUCGGGAGUGGGCUCGAGAGCGUGAGAGGGAGCGGGAGCGGAGGGAGCGAGAGCGUGCAAACCGGGAUGUUGAGCGUGAGAGGGACAGGAAGGAUGGGAACAGAGACAAGAGGGAGGUAGAGAGGGAUGACCGGGGUGGUGAUGGGGACCGCAAGGAUCGAGAUCGGAGAGAUAGGGACCGGGAUGGCGACAGAGAUAGGGAUGGUGACCGUGAUGUGGAGCGCGAUCGGUCGUUUCGAGAUGAAGGCCGGCGCAACCGUGAACCUUUCGGUAAGUGA